Messenger RNA from Strongylocentrotus purpuratus (purple sea urchin), 2107 nucleotides. RefSeq names its product N-sulphoglucosamine sulphohydrolase. NCBI's taxonomy places the organism in Eukaryota, Metazoa, Echinodermata, Echinoidea, Camarodonta, Strongylocentrotidae. Gene Ontology annotation, molecular function: N-sulfoglucosamine sulfohydrolase activity. The record is from RefSeq and is a predicted model, not a curated record. The transcript is spliced from 6 exons. The coding region runs from base 76 to 1677 and encodes 533 amino acids. Gene Ontology annotation, biological process: glycosaminoglycan catabolic process; heparan sulfate proteoglycan catabolic process.
AUAAAAAAAUUUCACUUACAUUACAGUUAUUGCUGUAGAAAAGGCCAUUUCGACCUGAAUCAAGACACAGCCAAAAUGGCUGUUUUUGUUUUGUUGGUGUGUAUUCUCCUACCUCUGGUUUCAGCCCAACCACCUCAUGACAAGCGAAAUGUUCUCCUUAUAAUAGCUGACGAUGUUGGGUUUGAAACAUCCGUCUACAACCACACUGCCUGCAAAAUGCCCAAUUUGGCGCGGCUUGCUCAGCAGAGCGUGACUGUGCGUAAUGCAUACACCUCGGUCAGCAGUUGCUCACCGAGUCGUUCUGUGAUCCUGACGGGUAUGCCGCAGCACCAGAACGGGAUGUACGGACUGCACCACCAGGAGAAUCACUUCAUGUCGUUUGAUACGGUGAAGAGUCUGCCCCUCCUCCUAAAGCCAUAUGGCAUCCAUACAGGUAUGAUCGGCAAGAAGCAUGUUGGACCAAAGUAUGUCUACAAGUUUGACUUUGAAAGGGAUAGUGACACCCUCAACAUGCUACAGUGUGCAAGGAACAUCACCCAGAUGAAACUAUAUGUCAGAGAGUUCUUUGCGCAGCAGAACAACACAACCCCUUUCAUGCUUUACAUGGGUUUCAAUGAUGCCCAUCGAUGCGGGGGCCAGUACGGCGAGUUCUGUGAGAAAUUUGGCAAUGGCGAGAAGGGCAUGGGGAUCAUUGAUGACUGGAAGCCAGUCUACUAUGACCCCAAAGAUGUAGAGGUCCCAUACUUUCUGCCUGAUACCUUGACAACGAGAAUCGACAUCACCAAGCAGUAUACAUCACUCAGUAGACUGGAUGCAGGUAUUAGCAUGCUGCUGGCUGAAUUAGAGCGUGUCGGUCAUCUCAACGAUACUCUUAUCGUCUAUACAGCUGAUAAUGGUAUCCCAUUCCCCAAUGCUAAGACCAACCUGUUUGAACCAGGGAUGGGGGAACCUAUGCUUAUAUCUAACCCCUUUGACAAGCAUCGCUGGGGACAGGUGAGCGAUGCCAUGACGAGUACAAUGGAUAUCGUACCUACAGUAUUGGACUGGUUUGGUAUACCUAUGCCUGGUGAGGAGGAGGACGAGACCACAAAGCCAAUCCCCAAGACCAAAGAGUUUCCCACUCCUGAUGAGACGAUUAAGCAACCCAGCGCCGCAUUGACCGGUCAUUCGAUGGUGCCUAUCACUGAGAGCGAGCCAGGCACAGGCUGGGACCAUGUCUACGCCAGCCACAACUUCCACGAGGUCACCAUGUACUAUCCCAUGCGUGUCCUGCGCAACCGUCGCUACCGCCUCAUCCACAACCUCAACAACCGGGCCCCGUACCCCUUGGCUACCGACCUCUAUGCCUGCCCGACCUUCCUGGAGAUCCUCAACAACACCGUCAGCGGGAAGCCCACCAACUGGUUCAAGACGCUGGAAGACUACUACUACCGUGACGAGUGGGAACUCUACGACCUGCAGAACGACCCCCAUGAGCUGAUUAACCUGGCUGAUGACCCUGAUCAUCAGGAAGUCAGGCAGAAUAUGACCACUCAGCUGCAUUCUUGGAUGAUGGAGACCGCAGACACCUGGCAUUGCUACCCUCAUGGGGUGCGGUUUGGACCUGAUAAUGGGUGUGGUCCCAUGUACAAUGAACCCACUCAGCAAGGAAGCCCUGAGAUUAAUAUCAUUCACUGAUCAAAAGAUCGGGAAUGAAAUGCUUUCAUGCUAUUAGACCAGGCCUUCUCAACUGGCGGCGCGCGUGCCACUUGUGGCGCUUGCGCUCAGUCAGAGUGGCGCGCGGCUGUUCCAAAAAAUUAAUAAAAAAUAAAUAGAUAUUAAAAAUUGAAAACUAAAGCAAAAAAAAAAUUAAAAAUUAUAUUUUAAAAAUAAAAAAACUCAGCUGUAACAGCGAUAAGUUGAGCCCAAUAUGUAAGCUAGCCAUUUUGUUUGAUUGAUUUUCACUUCAUUUUGACAUUUUCCGUGUUUAUUGCACCAAAAUAACUACAUUUAAAUUAACUUCCAGUGUGGAUUUUUGCCAGGAAUUGUACUAAUUAUUUCACAUCAAUAUGAAAUUAUGAUUGAUGUUUUAUGGAACAAAAAGGUAUUAAAAUUGCCAUAUCUGGGC